This is a messenger RNA of Uloborus diversus, 2013 nucleotides long. RefSeq names its product serine/threonine-protein phosphatase 6 regulatory ankyrin repeat subunit B-like. Gene Ontology annotation, molecular function: protein binding. The record is from RefSeq and is a predicted model, not a curated record. The transcript is spliced from 4 exons. Lineage: Eukaryota; Metazoa; Arthropoda; Arachnida; Araneae; Uloboridae. Bases 1 to 2013 code for a protein of 670 amino acids.
AUGUCUUUGAGAGAGGCUCUGUGGCAAUUGCAAGCUGCUGCAAACACUGCUGUAACAUCAGCAGCUGCAAACACUGCUGUACCUUUAGCUGUGGUAAACGUUGUUGAAGAUAUGAAUACCAGCGCAAGCACAAGCUUUUCUGCUAAGGAUGAACUUCCUAUUUGUGUAGAUUCAGUGGAAAUGGCUGACGAAAUAGAAACUGAUCCGUACGAAGAUGAUUGGUUUUUUUACGAGAAGCGUCCAACUGAAAGUGCUGAAGAAUACUAUGUCAGAAUGAAUCUUCUGUUUUUCAAAGCUUCAUAUAAGGUUUCAUCGGAAACAGAUGGAUCCUCUUUGCAUAAGGCAGCAAAAGCGGGAGACUCAAGACGAGUGAAGAAAUUGCUUGCUGCAGGCUUCAGUACUCGUCUCCAAGAUCGAAGAGGCCGAACACCCCUCCUCCUCGCUCUCGAACAUAAUAAUGAGGAAGCAGCCGAAGCUCUCUUAGACGCGGAUGGCAAAAACAACAACGCACAAGAUAAAAAUGGAAUGACUGCUUUGCAUUGGGCUGCAAUGUAUGAAUGCAUGACAGUACUGGAAAAGCUGCUUACCUUGGGGGUCGAUGCCCGUCUCCAGGAUCGAGAAGGCCGGACGGCUCUCCAUCUUGCCCUCAUAUACAGGAAAAUGAAUGCAGUCGAAGUCCUCCUAGAUGAUGACUGUGGAAAUAACCUUCAAGACAAAGAAGGGUGCACUCCUUUGCAUGCAGCAUCACGCCACGAAAAUCUGAAAAUACUACGGAGAAUGCUUGCCGCAGGUGCUGACCCCUGCCUCCAAGACAUACGUGGAUGGACACCACUCCACCUGUCACUGGAAAGUCGGAUGCAGUGCGCAGCCGAAGUCCUCAUAAAUGCGAUUAAUAAAUAUGACAUUCAAGAUAAUAAUGGAAAUACCCCUCUGCAUAUAGCUGCAAAGUUUGAAUUUAUGGGAAUAAUCAGGAAGUUGCUAGCUGCGAAAGCCGAUACCAGGGUCAAAAAUUCUAUGGGAUGGACUCCCCUCCACCAAGCCCUGGUGAGCAUGAAGCAUUAUGCAGCUGAAACUCUUGUAGAUGCUGACGAAAAAAACCAUGUUCAAGAUAACGACGGGAAGAGUCCCUUGCACCUUGCUGCAGAGUAUGGACGUGACAUAGUAGUGAAUACGCUGAUUUCCGCUGGUGUCGAUCCCCUUCUUCAGGAUCAAAGAGGCCGGACACCCUUGCACCUCGCUCUGGCAAUGGGGAAUAAGUAUGCAGCCGAAAAACUUGCAAAUGUGCGCGGCAAAAACGACAUUCGAGAUAAAAGCGGAGAAACUCCUUUAUUUUUAGCUGCAGGACGUGGAUACUUAAACAUAGUCAGAACGCUGCUUGCUGAUGGCGCAAAUCUGCGUAUCCAAGAUGAGUAUGGCUGGACGCCUCUCCACAUGGCUGCGCGUUCUAGCGAAAGAAACGGGGAUGUAGUAGGAUUCCUCGCGGCUGCAGGCGACGAUAGCAGCAUUCGAAAUGACAAUGGGGACACGCCCCUGCAUUUAGCUGCACAAAGUGCGCACUUAGAAACAGUGAGAAUGCUUCUGAUCUUCGAUGCACAACCACAUGUUUAUAAUUUUGACGCAGAGUGUCCGCUGGAGAUAGCUCUGAAGCGAGGGGACGAGGGUAUUUGUAAAUCAAUUAUUUCGGCAUAUGCCUGGAAAGACAUAAAAAUCGAUUGGAAUAAGUUGAAUCUUAAGCCAGCUCAGAUACAGAACUGCAUCAAAAUGCUGUCGGAAUGUUACGCCGAGAUUCAGCAGAUGAAAAGCACCAAGGUGCACGGAACUGCCAUCUCGUACCAUGAUCUUGCGAAGCGAGUGGAACUAUAUCUUGAGGAUAAAGACAUCAUUAAAGCUUUACGUGACACUUGGACUAACGUGAAGAACGACUUCCCGAACUAUGCGACCUUUAUUACUUACAAAUGGAACAUCUGUGAAUGGAACAGACCUAGAGAACCACUCUCAGGCAUGAACUUUUAA